AUGCGCACACGCAGGCGCUCCACAGAGAAUCCCUUUGGUCAGACCCGCCCCUUUCCGUUCCCCUCCGCCCGCACCGCCGUCCUGACCCCGGGCCGUGACGUAGGAGAUUCCGCGGUGCCCACUGCCGUAGGCGCGAGCGGCAUGGUGCAGAUGGAAACCUCUUCGAAUUUUCGGAGCCGACGAUGCUCCAUCUUGCGCAACUGCAAAAGCGGUCUCUCCUUGUGGCUGGUGGUGUGGAUGGUUCUCGGCGAGCCUAGUCCGGUGUCUGCGUGUCCGCAGAACUGCGUGUGCUACCCGACACCGAUGACUGUGAGCUGCCAGGCGCAGAACUUCACUGCCGUGCCCGUGGGAGUGCCCUACGAGUCACAGCGCGUAUUCCUCCAAAACAACAGGAUCACGGAGCUCAGAGUUGGCUCCUUUGGCUUUGGGACUCAGGUCCUGUGGCUGUUUUCUAACAACAUCACGUGGAUUGAAGCUGGGGCUUUCAGUGAGCUGAGGGACUUGGAGGAGUUGGACCUGGGGGACAAUCCUAGCCUCCACAGACUGGAGGGGGGAGCCUUCCGUGGCUUAGAUAAACUCCAGAGCCUCCACAUGCAUCGCUGCAAGCUCACUGCGCUGCCCCAUGACAUCUUCCACAAACUCUACAGUCUGCAGUUCCUCUAUUUACAGGAGAACCACCUUCACUUUCUGCAAGAUGACAUCUUCUCCGAUCUGAUCAACUUAAGCCAGCUCUUUAUUCACGGCAAUCGUAUCCGCACACUCUCCGAAAACGUGUUCCGUGGCCUGGUCAACCUGGACCGGCUACUUCUCCAUGACAACCGUAUUCGCCAGGUGAACCGCCGAGCCUUCAGAGACCUCGGCCGCCUCACCAUGCUGUUCCUCUUCAACAACUCUCUGGCUGAGCUACCUGGCCAGACGCUACGAGACCUGCAGGGCAUCGAGUUCCUCCGGCUCAAUGCCAACCCCUGGUCCUGUGGCUGUGAGGCGAGGCCCGUGUGGGAGUGGUUUCGUGAGGUGCAUGUCUCAUCAUCCGAAGUGAUCUGUGCUUCACCCUCCGCCCGUCGCAACCAGGACAUGCGCUUCCUCCGGGAAAUGGACUUUGCUCUCUGCCCCCUGCCCGACCCCGGCUCCAUCGCUGGCUCCACCACCACCACCUUCAGCACUAAAACCCGCUGGUGGUUCCACAAAAACAAGCCCCAGUCGUCCAGUAAAGGCGUGUUUGAGAAGGCAUCGGAGACAGUCAAGGCCGGUCUCUACGGCAAAGGGCCCUCCAGCACCACCUCUGUAGUCAAGUAUGAGCUGGGAGAGGAGGAGCUUGCUCUGCCUAAACUAGACCAAGAGGAGUACUGGGCCAACUAUGGCAAUGAGGACUCUGGCAUUACGGUGCGCUGCUUUGAGCUUGAGUGUCCGCCUGAGUUUGACCUGCCUCCCAACUCCUCUGCCUCGCCCUCUGCACUGUCUAUCCUCUCCGUGUCUUUACUCACAGCCUGCCUCCAUCUGCUCUUUGGCUGA
Knipowitschia caucasica is the source of this 1512-nucleotide messenger RNA. The record is from the annotation of a GenBank genome assembly. NCBI's taxonomy places the organism in Eukaryota, Metazoa, Chordata, Actinopteri, Gobiiformes, Gobiidae.